Molecule: messenger RNA, 498 nt
Organism: Paramecium tetraurelia
Lineage: Eukaryota; Ciliophora; Oligohymenophorea; Peniculida; Parameciidae
Exons: 2
Source: RefSeq, a predicted model, not a curated record
AUGAAUAAAAAACUAUUCCCAGUUUUAUUGAGACAAUUCAAUAGAACAAGAUAUAGAAGUGAAAAAUCAUUAAUAGAAGAUAUUAAAUAUAAUCCUUCUGGAGACAAUGAACUUAAAAGGAUUUUUUAAAAACACAUUUCUUUAAUUCGUUCAUAUAAAUAAUUGUUAGAGGUCUUAGACUAUAAUUUUACUCAGGUGAAUUAGAAUGAGAUUAUUAAAAAACUUUAGAAGGAAUUUGAUGAUAGAGCUAAAUAUGGGUUUAAUUGUUCUAAUGAAUUAUUUAUAAAAUUUUUUGCAAAAGUUUUCGAAAAAAAUUUUUGGAGCAAGGAAUUUGAUGAUUGGCUAAAAGUAUACUUAGAAUAAAAUGUUAAAAAAAUGAGCUAAUCAUAUUCUUAAUAAAUGAAAAAAGCAUUAUAAAAUUGUAAUAAAAACGAAGAAUACACCUAAAUAUUGGAUGAUCAUGUAAAGUAAAUCGAAAGUUUGAAAUAAUUAAUAUGA